AUGCCGGCAGUCAAACGGCGGGCAGCCUCGCCUCCCAUCGACGAGCGCGACUCGCCAGCGAGUCCUAAGCGUGCACGCACUGAGGACGACGAGGAACACGGCAACCAACGCACGAAGAAGGGCAAGGCGCGCCAGGAGGAGGGCGAAGUUGACAUCCAGAAGGACCUCGAAGAGGAGACUCCCGAGCAGGAGGCCCCCGAUGAAGAUGAGGAAAGAAAGUUUGAGGAGGAGAACGAGGAGAUCAUCCGAGAGACGAUCAUGAACAAGGGCAAGACGCAGGGCGGCGUCGCAGAGAUGGGCAUCAUCGAGUCGCUCGAGAUGCACAACUUCAUGUGUCACAAGUACCUUACGUUACGUUCGGCGCGCAAGUCAACUUCAUUAUUGGCCACCGCGACCGGUCGCGGGAACGGCUUGAAGUCGUUCAUUCGCGAGGGACAACAGGUCUCGGAGGUUACAGUCGUCCUGAAAAACCAGGGCGAGGAGGCCUACCGGCCUAAGGAGUAUGGCAAGAGCAUCGUGAUCACGCGUCGUUUCACGAAGGAAGGGUCGUCGUCGUACAAGAUUAAGAACAAGGAUGGUCGAGUGGUGUCGACGAAGCGCGAGGAAUGUCGACAACCCGAUGAACAUCCUGACCCAAGACGCGGCGCGGCAGUUCCUGAGCGCGUCCAACCCGCGGACAAGUACAAGUUCUUCCUGCGCGGCACGCAGUUGUCGCAGCUGUCCGAGGAAUACCAGACCUGCCUCGAGGGCAUCCAGAACAUGCAGAAGACCGUCAAGCGCAAGUCCGAGGGCCUGCCCGACCUCGAGGAGUCGCUCGAAGAGGCGAUGUCGCGCUUUGAGGAGGCCCAGAAGGCGCGUGAGCAGCGCCACAAGGCGGACGACCUCAAGAAGGAGCUUGCCUGGGCGCAUGUCGCGUCGAAGGAGGAGGAGCUGGCGAAGAUCGACGAGGCGUCCGAGAAGAUUGCAGCCAUCGAGGGCAGCCUGGAGGACAUGGGUGACAUCCAGCACCUGCUUCAGCAGAAGAAGGGCCUCCAGGACGAGAGCCGCGACAACAGGCAGAAGCUGCAGAAGCUAAAGGAAGAGGAGAAGCAGAUGGACGCGACCGUGCGGCGCUGCACGAAGCUGAUCACAGAGUACGACGCGCAAAUGAGGCGGAGCGCCAGCGUGAAGCGCGAGGAGACGGACCGCAAGAUCGACGAGGCGCAGCACGCGUUUGAUGAGGCCGAGCGGCAACUGAACGCUGUGAAGGAAGAGAAGGAGCAGAAAGAGAAUGAGGCGCGGGAGACGGAGACGCAGGGUCAGGAGCUGAAGAGGCAGAAGGACGAGGCGCAGCAGGAUGUCAUGAACGCGCAGGGCGCACUGCAGCAGUCCCAGGAAGCGGAGAAGAACAAGCUCGCGCCGUAUGGGAAUAAAAUGGACCAGGUCUUGGCGAGCAUCGAGCGUAUGAACUGGUACGGAAACCGACCGGUGGGCCCAUUGGGCUUGUACGUGAAGGUGCAAGACCCCGUUUGGGCGCCAUUGAUGCGUGUGCAGUUGGGAGGCUUGAUGGGUGCGUUUGCGAUCACAGAUGCGAGGGAUCGCGCUCAGCUGGGGCAACUGCUGACCCAGACCAACAACCGCAACUCGAUCAUAAUCAGUGAGGUCGAUCUCUUCGACUAUAGCCACGGCGAGCCUCCGCCGGAUAUCUUGACCGUGUUGAGGGUGCUUGAUGUCAGCGACCAGUAUGUUCUGCGCGUCAUGAUCAACUCCGCCAGCAUCGAGAGCACAUACGUCGCGCGUACCCGUGCCCAGCUCGAUAACAUCCUCCUCGGUACUGGACGAGGUGGGUUUGGUUGGUCCGCGGACCUCUACACUGUCCGACGUUUCCCCGAGGGUGGUGGUUCAUCCAACCCGUUGACGAUGGUUCCUGGACGCGAUCCGAGGCAGCAGCUGUUUGCGAGCAAGGACGCUGCCGGUGAGAAGCGCCGCCUGCAAGAAGCGUUGCAACAGGCCAACGCGAACUGCGAGGACAUCACUGGGAGAUUCCAGGCAGCCCACCAGCGAUUCGUGCAGCUGAAGCAGGAGAUAGGGCGCCUGAACACGCGCGAGAACCAGCUGCAUAAUCGCUGCAGAGAGCUCAAGUUAACCAGAGAUACUCUCCUGCUGGAGCGCAACGAAGAACAGUCCAUCACCGUCUCCACCAUCGAGGACGCCAAAGUGGCGAUGGAGGCAGAGAAGCAGAUGACGAUCGAACAGUUCAAGGUGGUUCAGCAGCAGAAGAAUGCUAUCGACGCAGCGCAGAACGUGCUUCAGGAGAAGAUGAAUACGUUGCAGAAGCAGAUCAAUGAGUUCGAGGGCGACAAGAGCACGCUGCAGAAACAAAUUGAAGAACUGUCUAUUGAGCGGAUGGACGCGCAGAAAGCUACGCAGUACUAUGAGACUAAGCUCAAGGAAGAGGAGGACAAGGUCAAAGAUGCGCAAACCAUUGAAGCCAACGUUCAGAAGGAAUUCGAGAAUUGGACUGCCAAAGCUCUUCAGUAUUGCGCGCGGUGGCUGAACCCACGCAAGGCAGACGAAGUACAGCGUAAUCUGGAUGCUGUGCAGGCUGCACUCCGAGAGCGCGAGAAGAGGCAAGGCGCCUCUGUUGAAGAUAUGACGAUUGAAGUCAACAAGAAGAAAGCAGCGCUCGAUACCGCCAAGCGGGACGUCAAGCAGAUGCUGUCUCUCAUCAGAGUCUACUUCCAGUAUCAUCUCUCAAACCGAGGUUACUACGGCAAAGUCCUCUUCGAUCAUGUUGCGGGAACCUUGCAGCUCAAGGUGCAAACGGAUGACCAGACUCUGACGCAGAACAGUCGUGAGAAAGACCCUCGCUCACUCAGCGGAGGAGAGAAGUCUUUCUCGACGAUCUGUCUCCUUCUGUCUCUCUGGGAGUCUAUCGGCUGCCCGAUUCGUUGUCUCGAUGAGUUUGACGUCUUCAUGGAUGCUGUCAAUCGUCGUAUCAGUAUGAAGAUGAUGAUCGACACUGCGAACGCCUCCGAUAGCAAGCAAUACGUUUUGAUUACGCCCCAGGACAUGACGAACAUAGUGAUCGGGAACACCGUUCGGGUGCACCGUAUGACGGAUCCUGAGCGGGGACAAGGCGUGCUAGCCUUCUCGUAA
Messenger RNA from Fomitopsis serialis, 3138 nucleotides. Its product is annotated as P-loop containing nucleoside triphosphate hydrolase protein. The record is from RefSeq and is a predicted model, not a curated record. NCBI's taxonomy places the organism in Eukaryota, Fungi, Basidiomycota, Agaricomycetes, Polyporales, Fomitopsidaceae. Gene Ontology annotation, cellular component: site of double-strand break; Smc5-Smc6 complex; nucleus. The transcript has 22 exons. Gene Ontology annotation, biological process: double-strand break repair via homologous recombination. Bases 1 to 3138 code for a protein of 1045 amino acids. Gene Ontology annotation, molecular function: damaged DNA binding; single-stranded DNA binding.